Molecule: messenger RNA, 1015 nt
Organism: Homo sapiens (human)
Lineage: Eukaryota; Metazoa; Chordata; Mammalia; Primates; Hominidae
Gene: SMIM42
Product: small integral membrane protein 42
Exons: 1
Coding region: 228-440 (70 amino acids)
Cellular component (GO): membrane
Source: RefSeq, marked validated
CAUCUGUGUUUGUAUUGGAAGCAGUUGUUUGGCCUUGCUGAGCAAACGUCUAUGCCUUCUCCAUUACAUCCAAAGGAGAAUAGCCCCAUGUGAAGAAUGGAAUCAGUAGAUGUUUGGUCGCUGUACCAUAUCCACUCCUAGGAUACAACAAGAGCAAGCCCAAUUCUCUUGGUGGUGUGGGCAGUCGGCUUGCACCACGUACCUAUCUCAGCUCUUUUUGGAAGCUUAUGUCCUCCCCACAACUUCCAGCUUUCUUAUGGGACAAGGGUACACUCACCACUGCCAUAUCUAAUCCUGCUUGCCUGGUAAAUGUUCUCUUCUUCUUUACACCCCUGAUGACUCUGGUCACUCUACUCAUCCUGGUCUGGAAAGUAACCAAAGACAAAAGCAACAAGAACAGAGAGACACACCCAAGAAAGGAGGCAACAUGGCUGCCAUAAAGAUCUGGAUCUCUUGGUGGGGACUCCACUGAGGUGAAGACCUGAUUGUACAAGAGAGGCACGGCCACUGGAGCUGUCUCAGAGCCCAGAGCCAGGGGAGCCAGAGCUGCUUUAGCCACCCUGUUCCUCCAUUGCCAGAUGUCCCCCCAGGCCUCAUUUCCUUCCUCUGCCACCAUCCCUCUUAUAAUGCACUCCUCCUGCGGUUCUUUGGCUUGUCCCAGCUUCUGAGUUUGAAUGUCUUUUUUUUUUUUUUUUUUUUUGUGGAUCUUCAAGACUGAAAUAGUAAAUGGCUCUUGAUUUCUGCACUAACAGAGGAAAGAAACAAGUACAUGGAAAAGUAAAAAUUGAUUACAAAGCCUAAAUUUUCCUCUAUAAAUUGGGCAUGUGCUGACUGUGGGAUAUUGAAAUUAUUGGGAGCUCACAGCAUCUCAAGUUAUAUAAUGAAGCUAUUCUGGAAGCUCAUUUCCAGAAGAUCCUUAAAAUGAAAUGGCUCACUCUCUGCUGAAUUGUAGGUACACUCUUUCCUCCUCUUCACUUAAUGCUGGGAGUAAAAUGUAUUUUUUUUAUUAAGAAAU